Molecule: messenger RNA, 2500 nt
Organism: Diachasmimorpha longicaudata
Lineage: Eukaryota; Metazoa; Arthropoda; Insecta; Hymenoptera; Braconidae
Exons: 4
Coding region: 703-1110 (135 amino acids)
Cellular component (GO): membrane
Source: RefSeq, a predicted model, not a curated record
CGGUGCAGCUGUACUAGGGGCAGUAGUGCGAUUGGCGUUGGCUGGGUUGGUGGGUUAAAAAUUGCAGUCGUACAAUCGACCCGGUGUAUGUGUUACCAAGUAAAACGCUUGAGGAAAGUUACGACAAUCACUGCAGACUAUCGAGGCAUCAUCAGCUGUUGCUGAUCAUCUGAGUGUGAAAGGGUGAAAGAAUAUUUUUUAAAGGAAUCUCCUGCGCUGAGAAUUUUUUUUAUUAAAUCAUCAGCUGUUAGAGUAUCUUGAAACGUGACCCUGGAUCAUCCUGGCACUGCUGCGGUGAUUUUUUUGGGGGAGGGCUGAUGUUGUCUGAUAUCUGGGGUCGUCGCACCUGACUGUAUUUCCCGGAUUGAUAAGCAAACGUAUUUAAAAUACGUCUCGAGUUUACGGUUGUUGAUGUGGAGUGAAAUAGAUUUGGGUGAUUUAUCUCUUGGGACCAGUGGAAAUGGACAACUUUACCGGUGGUCUUUCGGCGGUCAGAUCAUUUUUUAAGGAGAUGUGGCCACUCCGACGAUUACAUGAUUGAAAUUGGAAUAUUUUUCAUUGGAGAAUAUGUUCCUGUCCAUCGUAGGGCGACAGAUCGAGAUAAGCAGAGAUUUUCGGAUUUUUAAAUUUAUGCUGACUCCAGUCAUCGGAUAAAUCAACCCUUUCGAUUGAGAAUACAACUGAACAAUUGUGUUUGUAAAUAUGUUCCCUGGACAUUAUUUCAGUUUACUUCUGGGGGUACUCAGUGCUCUCGUCUUCUUGCAGACUGUCUGGGGACUGGAAGAGAAUUGUACAGAUUUUCAAGGAGGAACAGUGACCCAUGGGCUCCUUUAUGUUCCUGGACCGGCGGUAUGCAGUCUCUGUGUUUGUUACCAUUCAGAACCAAUGUGGUGUAAAGCUAUCUACUGCUCACCCCCUUACAAAUGUAAAAGAUUCAGAGUUGGCGAGCGUUGCUGUGAAUUUCAAUGCCUGAAUAGUACAGCUCCAGACCUGGGCCUACCAGAAUUCAGGAUAAACAGUUCAUCAACUCAAAGUCACUCACGAAGCCCAUUCGUUAAUGUCUUGAGUCUUUUGACAAGUCUCCUUUUGGCAGAUAUAAUAACUGAUUAGCAUGCUGUUUUCUCGCACAAUCACAGAGGUGUCAUGUCACCGAGGUGAGAGACCAAGAGCAAGAUAGAUUUUAUGAAUAAAUAUGUCGGUGAGGAGGGUGGAAAUAUUCAAGUGUCGUAUGCAUUGUCAACUCGUUAAUUGCGAGACCGCAGACCUCAUCGGUAGAUCAAAGGGAAAGACCAAAGAGCCCGAUGGAUUCUAUGAAUAAAAAAUUGGUGGUGGAACCAGGGAAUAUUCAAGUGCCAUGUGCAUUGUCAACUCGAUAAUUGUGAGACUGCAGACGUCAUCGGGAGAUGAAGGAGAUACUUGAUGGCUCCUUGGAUUGUCUGCUUACCCUGGGGACCUCUUGUAGUGCCCCAGUUGCUGAAUCGAGUGAUAUGUGAUCACUCGCAUCGCCAAUACUCGAGUAUUUCCCAUUGUCAACCACAUGGAUACGUAUAUUUAAUAUUUCAAUGGUUUAUUGCUUCGAAUUCUUUUUUUUGUUAUUAAUGAUAAGGAUAAAUUGUUUUUCCAUUUAUUCUUCUUAUUAUACGUCCAGAAAUUUAAUUAUUGUAUGGGAGAUAUUUUUCUAAAUAGGAGGGAAUAGAACAAGUCUAUUUCAUUCGUUCAGAUUUUCAAUAAAGUGCUCGGAAUCGAAGGAAUAUGGGCAAAUGAAUUACUUGUCAAGCAGUACGAAACAUUCAAGUAGUUUAAUGAUUUUCAGCCCACGAAAUAUUUUUAAAAUUCUAAAAUUGAUGAAUUAAUGGAAAAAUUGAAAACUUAUGAACAAUCAUUUUUUCCUGAAUGCAAAUUGACAAGUUUGAUGAUAGAAAUUGGCGCUGAGAAGGCCUUGAUAUAUUUUUUGCAAAAUUCCAUUCUUCCAGAAGUAAAUUAUUUUUCUGGAUUCACUCAAAUUAACAAUUUAUAGUGCUGACGUAUAUAAAUGCUUAAAAUUACUUAAAAAGUAGUAGAAAAACGCCUGAGGGUCCUUCCGAAGCGAAAAAAUGAGAAUACUAAUGAAAAAUCAAAUUUUAUCAUUGAUAAUGUUUGAGGAAUUUCUCCUCCUUUAAUUCACGCUUGAAUUUUUAUUAAAAAUAUGAAUUAUCUGUUCUUCAAAUUAUCAACCUUUUUACAUGCGAACUCGAGUCUUUCACACCUAAUGUUAUAGUUCAUCAGUGCCUAUGCGAAAAUAAAUAUAUUAAUUUUAAAUUGAUAUCGUAGUUGAGGGGCUGGUUCUCCUUGAUUAAGUCUAAUGAAAAGAUAAAUUUUAUCAAUGCGUGCAUUUUAAUAUAAGAUACAAUUUAAUAUCAUAGGAUAUAUUAUAACUACAUGAAAAAUGCGAUUAUGUAUUUCAAAAUAGAUUUUUUAUUACGUUAUUUAACUGAAAGUUAAUAAAGGUGUUUUAAAUUUA